AUGGUGCGGACGAUGCGACGGACGAUGCACGAGACGGUGCACGGCUUACCUGGGAUGCUAGGGAGCAUCGACUGUAUGCACUGGCAGUGGAAGAACUGCCCGACGGGGUGGAGAGACCAAUUUACCAGUGGCUACAAGGGCAGCCACCCUACGAUGAUUUUGGAAGCCGUCGCUGACCACCGCCUCUGGAUCUGGCAUGCCUACUUCAGUGUAGUCGGGUCGAACAACGACAUCAAUGUCCUCAACUCGUCCACCCUAUUCGCCGAUCAGUGCAGGGGUCGCGGCCCGAACAUCGAGUUCACUGCCAACGGCCGCAGACAUCAUAUGGGGUACUACUUGGCCGAUGGCAUAUACCCAAGGUGGUCUGUUUUUUUGAAGACGAUCAGUUGCCCAAUUGGUGAGAGGAGAGUCUUGUUUGCGGCAAAGCAGGAGUCCGCGCGGAAGGAUGUGGAGCGGGCUUUUGGGGUGCUCCAAUCGCGGUUGGCAAUCGUGAAAGGUCCGGCGCAUUUCUGA
Messenger RNA from Salvia hispanica, 513 nucleotides. The record is from RefSeq and is a predicted model, not a curated record. Lineage: Eukaryota; Viridiplantae; Streptophyta; Magnoliopsida; Lamiales; Lamiaceae.